AUGAUGCUUCAUUUUCGAGACCCGGCAAAGUUGAAGACUAAGAAGAUUGUGUUUGAAGAGGCUUAUUCUGCUCGUGAUUCCACAACACUUGAGCAACUGAAAGAAUUGAGCUCUAAGCGUAGAAUGAUUGAGGAGUCUAUUAAUGAGAGCAGCUCCAUUACUACGGCCAUUGCAAGAGAAAUGUCUGGAGGGUUAACUUCUCGUUCUCAACAGGUUCUUCACAACCUAGAAAUGUAUCUUCCAUUGCUGGAGAAUUUGAUUUUCCAUGUUGGCAUGAUCAGCGACUUUGGCCAGAUAGUUCGAUGGAAUUCAGAACUUAAGAUGCAAUGGACUAGUGCUCUUAGUUCAUCUUCUUUCUUUAACUUUAAAGGUCCAAAAUAUUUUCAAAUCAAUAGCUUGCAGUUUGAGAUUGGUAUGACCCUUUUCCUUUAUGGUGCAAUCCUUCGGGAGAGGGCAUUAGAAGUUCUUCCUGCAGACCUAGUGCAAUCGGCCACCCUUUUCAGAGAAGCUGCUGGUGUUUUUCAUCAUCUUGCUCAUAAGGUUCUUCCUAUUCUACAAUAUUCACUCACUGCGGAAAGGCCACCAGAAGUUGUCUCAUCUGUGUCCACUGUCAUGAGCCUCAUUUGUUUGGCUGAGGCCCAGGCGGUAACAAUAAAGAGGGCUGAAGAGAAGGGCACUACCGUGGGUCUUUUGGCAAAGUUGCAUCGUGGUGUUGCAGAGUUGCUUGAUGAAGCUGCAGGUGUUUUAAAUACAGCAAGUAGGGAGUGUAAUGAUAUUUCUUCACGCAUUGUGGAAUUCAUAUCAUGUUGCAAAGCGCUACAUGAGUUAAAAAGUAAGAAAUACUUUGCCGAAAGCCUGAAGAUUGCCAACCAAUUCGGGGCUGCCAUCGGAGUUCUUCGAGUUGCACUGGUUGAUGUGAAGAAGAAGAAAAUGCCAGGCCAAGAGUCAUGGAAAUAUGUUCUCAAAGAGGAAAUUGAUAAGUUUGCGGAAUUACUCAGGAAGCAUGAACAUGAAAACGAGUUUGUUUGGCAUGAGAAAGUCCCCUCUGAGGAUGAGUUGCCAGAACCUGAAGGUAACAAAAUUGCAAGUAUCAUACCUUAUCAACCCAAAAGAUGGGAAAGACAACUUGCCUUCAAGAUUUGA
Molecule: messenger RNA, 1143 nt
Organism: Prunus armeniaca (apricot)
Lineage: Eukaryota; Viridiplantae; Streptophyta; Magnoliopsida; Rosales; Rosaceae
Source: the annotation of a GenBank genome assembly